Messenger RNA from Panicum hallii, 1368 nucleotides. RefSeq names its product transcription factor MYBS3-like. The coding region runs from base 168 to 1046 and encodes 292 amino acids. The transcript has 3 exons. Gene Ontology annotation, molecular function: DNA binding; zinc ion binding. The record is from RefSeq and is a predicted model, not a curated record. Gene Ontology annotation, biological process: response to auxin; response to gibberellin; response to ethylene. NCBI's taxonomy places the organism in Eukaryota, Viridiplantae, Streptophyta, Magnoliopsida, Poales, Poaceae.
AAACCGCUAGUCCCCGGCCACACCCUUCUUCCUCCUCCCAUAUUAAGCCCGGCCGAGACGAGCCCCCGGAUGCAAACAUCCUCACAGACAUCUUAUCCCCCGAGGCCGGAGAAUCGGGGUUCCUCUCCUCCCCCGUGCUUGUCCUCCUUCGCCGGCGUGCCGCCGCCAUGGCUAGGAAGUGCUCUAGCUGCGGCCACAAUGGGCACAACUCGAGGACCUGCAGCGGGCACGGCAGGGUCUCGGAGACCGGCGGCGGCGGCGGGGGGGUGAGGCUGUUCGGGGUGCAGCUGCACGUGGGGCCGUCGUCGUCUCCCAUGAAGAAGUGCUUCAGCAUGGACUGCCUCUCGUCCGCCGCGCCGCCGGCGUACUACGCGGCCGCUCUUGCCGCCAGCAGCUCCUCGCCGUCCGUGUCGUCCUCGUCGUCGCUUGUCUCGGUGGAGGAGACCGCCGAGAAGGUGAACAACGGGUACCUCUCGGACGGGCUCAUGGGCAGGGCGCAGGAGAGGAAGAAGGGGGUUCCAUGGACCGAGGACGAGCACCGGCGAUUCCUGGCAGGCCUGGAGAAGCUGGGGAAGGGCGACUGGCGAGGCAUCUCCCGGCACUUCGUGACGACGCGGACCCCGACGCAAGUGGCCAGCCACGCCCAGAAGUACUUCCUCCGGCAGAGCAGCCUCACGCAGAAGAAGCGGAGGUCCAGCCUCUUCGACGUGGUCGAGAACGCCGGCAGGGCGGCGAGCUCGGCGCCGGACGCGGAGCUCCCGGCUCUGUCCCUCGGCAUCAGCAGGCCGGCGGCGCCGUCACGCGUCCUGCCUCCGACCCUAUCGUCCCUGCUGCCGCAGUGCUCGGCGCCAACGAGCAGAAGCGGCAGCGGCAGCACGUCGCCGAGCGGAAUCGCGGCGCCGAAGCACAGGCACCCUCCGUCGUCCCUGACGCCGGUGUCCAAGACUCAUCAGGCGCCGGACCUGGAGCUGAAGAUCUCGACCGCCGACCACCAGACCGGCUCGUCGCCGAGGACGCCCUUUUUCGGGACCAUCAGGGUCACAUAACCGGAAGGACGAUCGACGACGAUCGGUGGGAACAUCCAUCCGUUCCUAGAAGAGCCUUUUGCUCAUCCGGAGAAGAUGAGAAGAAAGGGUGGGGGGAGCAGGGAAAGGAGGAAGCUUUUGGUAGUGGUGUGUGUGUGUGUCGCCGGCGAAACGAUGCCGCCGCCGUCGCCCGUCCUGUUGAUGAUGUACCAUCAGAAGAUGAAACUUUACUGGCCUAAUUCUAGACGUGCAAAUAAAGAACGCCUAGCUGCUGCCUUGUCUUUGGCCUCCUGCCUCUUUAUGUUGACACAAAGGCAGCGCCGGUAUGGGCUUGUUUUAUGGA